AUGGAGUCUCUUCCCUCAGAUAUGAUACAAGCUAUCGUUUCUCGGGUUCCAGCUGAAUCGGUCUUACAGUGCAAAUUAGUCUGUAGGAAAUGGGUAACUCUCAUUCGGGAAAGUAACUUCGCUAAAAUGCACCUCGGUCACCAACUUAACCAUCUCCAAGGUGGCGACGAUGGCAAUGAUAAUCUAGCCGCUAAGAUGGAGCCAUGUCUCUUUUUUGCUGGUCGCACCAACGAUCCCAUUGUAUACAAAACUUUACUUUUCCAUGGAGGACAACCAAGUGACAAGAUUAGCGUUGAUGAGAAAUACGUUUACAACCAAAAUCUGAAAAGGAUCUAUCAUCCUCCUAUGCACGAGGAGCCUAUGUGUCGUCACUUAGUUGGCUCCUCCAAUGGUUUGGUUUGUACAUUUCAAAUCCACCAUUCAAUUAUAGAUCCCAUCUAUAUUGGAAAUCCCCUUACCAGAGAAUAUGUUUAUCUUCCUCAACUAGUUGUACAGAAAGAAGACGUUGAUCCUGUGCUUAUAGAGGAAGGAAAGGUCGACAUGUAUGGUCGUAUAGCAUGUGGAUUUGGGUAUGUAAGGUCAACCAAUGAGUACAAGGUUGUUAGAAUCCACUACCUCGAUGGUAAGGAAGGAAAUGUCCAAGUGUACACACUUGGCAGUGGUUGUGGGUGGAGAGCGAUUGGUAAAGUUCCCUAUGCACUGGCAACAAUGAGUGGGGGUAUUGGUACCUAUGCCAAUGAAGCUAUCUAUUGGACUUGCCGCAACUUCGUUGUGGCCUUUGAUUUGGAUGAUGAGGAGUUUCGAAAGCAAUCUGCCCCUCCUCGUAUGGAAAAGCGUGGGAAGGGAGAUAGAUGUGGAAUUGUGGGACUGGGAAGCCAUUUGUGUGUUUAUAUCGAUAAUAAAUUACGUGUAGAAAUCUGGUCGUUGAUGAGAAGUAGCGACUCAAAGGAGACCUGGCGUAAGGAGUUUGAUAUAGAUUAUGAAUCCGUAGUAGGUACUCGUACAAGGAAGUUGCAGCCUGUUUUACUUACAAUAAAGGGAGAAAUCAUAUUAUUAUUUGCUGAAUCUGUGCUAUAUUGUUAUGACCCGAAGACAACAGUUUUGAAGAUGAUUUCCAACCAAGCAUCAGCGGACUGUUUGGAAGCUGUUGAAGCAAUUAGUCACGUAAAUACAUUUGCAUCUUUGGAAGCUAUGGGCGAAAAAUCAAAGAAGUACACGGUUCGACCAUGCGGAGUUCGUACUCCAUUGGAUAAUGUUAUUGAUGAUAUAGGUCGAGGUUCUCUGGAUGAGGAGAUUGAUACGAAAUAUUUCAGACUCGGGUCAUAA
Papaver somniferum (opium poppy) is the source of this 1326-nucleotide messenger RNA. Its product is annotated as F-box protein At3g07870-like. The coding region runs from base 1 to 1326 and encodes 441 amino acids. Lineage: Eukaryota; Viridiplantae; Streptophyta; Magnoliopsida; Ranunculales; Papaveraceae. Gene Ontology annotation, molecular function: protein binding. The transcript has a single exon. The record is from RefSeq and is a predicted model, not a curated record.